Cinara cedri is the source of this 531-nucleotide messenger RNA. NCBI's taxonomy places the organism in Eukaryota, Metazoa, Arthropoda, Insecta, Hemiptera, Aphididae. The record is from the annotation of a GenBank genome assembly.
AUGUUUUUUUCAACGCAAAACAUCCUCACUGGGGCUGCCGUGCCAGUAACUCUCGUGGCAACACUCUUCUACAAGUCAUCUCCUACAAACAAUACAAAGUUCACUUUCCCCGAUCCAACUUAUUGGCCCACAUCCCCAUCUAAACGUCCUGACAUCCUCGACAUCUUCAUCUCCAAUGUACCAAACGGUCUCUACCAACACACCGAAAAUUUUAAUUUCCUUCUUUCUGAUCAUUCAGCUGUCCUCACCAUAAACGCUUCACUGCCAUUUCAAUCGCUCAAACCCUCACUAACAAACAAAAACACUGACUGGAAUUCAUUUUGGUCACAACUUUCUAAUGAUUCUAACCUAAACAUAAAACUUAAAUCUCCGGAAGACAUUGAAGACGCUAUUACCAAAUUAAAUCAAUUGAUACAAAGAGCCGCGUGGAACUCUUCCCCAAUAUCACAACCCUCCCCUCCCUCUUUCAUAAAUAUUCCAACUCAUAUAUGUCAUGUAAUUAGCGAAAAACGCCAUGCUAGAACUCAAUGA